GAUAGAAAACGACUUCACUCGACGCGCGACAGACCACCAGCACGGCAGCACCCGACCCAAUCCUCGGUGCUGAGCUCUCUCGCCGCCGAUGGAACUCCGCGACCUAGGCGGCACGGGCCUCCGCGUCAGCCCCGUCGGCUUCGGCGCCUCCCCACUCGGCCACGUCUUCGGCGACGUCCCCCGCGACGUCGCCCGCGCCGCCGUCCGCCGCGCCCUCGACCUCGGCGUCAACUUCUUCGACACCUCCCCGUACUACGGCGGCACGGUCUCGGAGUCCGUGCUCGGGGACUGCCUCCGCGCCGCGGCCGUCCCGCACGACCGCGUCGUCGUCGCCACCAAGUGCGGCCGCUACAAGGAAGGCUUCGACUUCAGCGCCGCCCGCGUCACCCGCGGCGUCGACGAGAGCCUCGCCCGCCUCGGCCUUGACUACGUCGACAUCCUCCACUGCCACGACAUCGAGUUCACCAGCCUCGACCAGAUUGUGAACGAGACGAUUCCGGCGCUCCAGAAGAUCAAGGAGAGCGGGAAGGCGCGGUUCAUCGGGAUUACAGGGCUCCCGUUGAGCAUCUACACCUAUGUGCUCGACAGAGUGCCGCCAGGAUCUGUAGAUGUGAUUCUGUCCUACUGCCACUAUGGGAUCAAUGAUACAUCGCUUCUGGAUUUGCUUCCCUACCUGAAGAGCAAAGGAGUUGGCGUGAUCAGUGCUUCACCGCUUGCAAUGGGGCUUCUCACAGAUAACGGGCCACCCGAAUGGCACCCUGCACCAAAAGAACUAAAGUUGGCAUGCAGGGCAGCAGCAGAUCACUGUAGGAAGAAGGGGAAAAACAUUACAAAGCUAGCUAUGCAGUACAGCUUGAUGAAUAAAGAAAUUUCAACAGUUCUUGUUGGAAUGAACUCUCCAGAACAGGUAGAAGAGAACGUGGCUUCUGCAAUUGAAGUGUCAACUUCAGGCAUAGAUGAUGAACUUUUACAUGAAGUUGAAGCAAUUCUUGAGCCUGUCAAGAACAUGACCUGGCCUAGUGGCAUUCAGCAACCCUGAUAUCUGGCAAGUUGUUGCGAAAUUCAUUGCGUUGAUUACAUCUUAUAUGAGUUCCUUGAAUCAAUUAUGUGCAGUGCAACAUUGAAUGAACGGCGAGCAAAGGAAAGGCAUCGUCGAAAGUUCAUGACACAUUGUCUGUAUCAGUUUGGAUGUCUGUGAAUAGACAAACAGCAAAGAUGGAUGCUGAUAACUGAAUAAGUUGUGUGCUCCUGCGCCUUUACUGGAAUGAGGCUUGUAUAUUGCUUCAAUUACAAACUGUACCAGAAUCAGACUGUGUACCAAUAAUUUGCUGAAAAGGAAAAUGACAGAAUUAUGUGCAA
Messenger RNA from Oryza brachyantha (malo sina), 1359 nucleotides. RefSeq names its product L-galactose dehydrogenase. The record is from RefSeq and is a predicted model, not a curated record. Gene Ontology annotation, biological process: L-ascorbic acid biosynthetic process. Gene Ontology annotation, molecular function: L-galactose dehydrogenase activity. Lineage: Eukaryota; Viridiplantae; Streptophyta; Magnoliopsida; Poales; Poaceae. Gene Ontology annotation, cellular component: cytosol. Bases 89 to 1039 code for a protein of 316 amino acids. The transcript is spliced from 5 exons.